Molecule: messenger RNA, 1090 nt
Organism: Microdochium trichocladiopsis
Lineage: Eukaryota; Fungi; Ascomycota; Sordariomycetes; Xylariales; Microdochiaceae
Exons: 1
Coding region: 121-1011 (296 amino acids)
Source: RefSeq, a predicted model, not a curated record
GCCCUCAACUGCGCCGUGGGCUACGGGCUGCAGUCGGAGGCCGCAUCGUCACCCGCUCCGGCGCCUGUAGCGCCCGCUCUUCGGUGCCGGCUCCAACAACGCCCGCGACACAGCACCAUAAUGGGCGCUUCCCGGAUUCCGGACUCGAUUGCCGAGCUGGUCGCUACGCCAGAAUCAGAAAAAAAGCAGCCCGUUCUUGCUAGCCGGCGCGCCCCGGUCUUGCAUCUUGCGCUACCUUUGGCCGGCAGCUACAGCGUCAUCCUCGCCUACCGCAAAAUCGUCUCCGCCAAGGCACACCACAGCAUCGGGUGGCUGCAAACAGAAACCAAGCGUAUCAACACGUACAAGGACCAGGCCAAGCACAUGCGGGAUGCCACUCGGCAGUGUCUGGUCGGAAGUGCUGAUGCCCCAGCGCCCGGCUUGUCGUUUCGAGACUGGGAGGACUGGCUCGGCCGCUGGGACGUCAUUGCGGAUCUGGAUGCAUUCUUUGCGCCGCAUCUCAUCGAGGCCUACAAGGGAUCCAAGGUCGUCAUAGUCGAGCGUGACGUCGAGGCAUGGGUUAAGGACAUGGACGAACUCUUGAUUAAGCCCCUUUUCUCGACGUGGGGUCACUUCUUCGCCAGGUUUUUGGAGCCGGUAGCGAACCGACAUUCCUACUGGGCGACAAGACAACUUCUCUGCGCAUACUUUCAGGCAGACACGAGGGAGACCAUGCUGAAGAAUAUGAGAGGUGCAUACGAAUCACACUACAACACCAUCCGAUCGAAGGUGCCAGCCGAAAGACUAUUAGAGUACCAGCCAGGAAGCGGCUGGGCGCCAUUGUGUGCCUUCCUUGGGGUACCGGUUCCCGACUGCCCGUUCCCCGAAGAGGACGAAACAGCCGUUUUGAAACAGUUACUGCGUGAGCUACAUCAGAGGAGGCUGUUCACAAUCAGGAUACGCCUCGUCUUCGCUACCAUGCUAAUGAUCGGCAUUGCUCUUGGGGUGUGGGCAUAUUUGCGGUAUACAUGAGGCACUGUCAGCUUAGUCUGACGACGUUUCUUAAGCGCCCACCACGCCGCCACUAGCCAUGUCUGCGCACCAGUCUCGG